GAGGUCUAGCCCUACACCCGGCAUCAAAAAGAAUGUACUGGAGCGACUGGGGAAGUGUCCCGCACAUUUCUACAUCAGGAAUGAACGGAAACUCUAGAUCAACCCUCGUAACCGAUAAUUUGGGAUGGCCCAACGGCCUGACCAUCGAUUAUCCACACGCCAGACUUUACUGGGUCGAUGCAAAACUGAAAAUCGUUCAGUCCCUGAAACUGGACGGUUCCGACCGAAGAACAGUCCACCACACAGCCCUGACCCAUCCCUUUUCAAUCGCAAUUCUCGAUGAAAAGCUCUUCUGGAGUGACUUGAGAAGGAAAAGCAUUCACCACUGCAACAAGCUAACGGGUCGAGAUGAGAAGACCCUUCUCAAAGAAUCCAACGAGAUCUACGGAAUCCACAUUCAUCAUCCUGUCCUCAAGCCUAAACUCUACAAUCCAUGCAGCUCUGCCAGCUGCGAAGAAAUUUGUCUACUAGCUGCUGAUCGCAAUCAUUACACGUGUGCAUGCGGCCUAGAUGAAGAACUCGGCUUCGACGGCAAAAGUUGCAUACGAAUCAAAAAUGUCAAUCAACACAUCAUCAUCGCGACAGGAAAGGUCUUCUUAGAUUAUCGGCACGACAUCCUGGGGAGACCCCACUGGGAGAGAAUUCACACGUCUCAUCAUUUUGCAGAGAUCUACGAGUCUCUCAACAGAAACUCCUUGAGCAACAGCAAUCAAAUCAUGUUCGACGAGAUCUCCCGGGUCUUCGGAGCCGACGAAAUUAUCGGUGGAACAGGUUUCGAUCAUGUUGGUAAUAAUCUGUACUCGGCUGAUGUUGAAAACAGAAGAAUCGAAGUGAUGAGUCUAUCAACCUUGGAGAAAACUUUCAUCCUUUUCUCGGAGGAGCCCAGAGCGAUUCUAUUAAUACCCGAGAAGUCCACGAUGUUCGUCGCCUUGUGUGUGUCCUCCAGUUGUCACAUCGACAAGAUGCUGAUGACAGGGGGCGAACGAUCUCGCUUUCUUAAGAACAAUUUUCGAGGUCCACGAGUUGCUCUAGCUUACGACGCCGAAACGGACAGAGUUUUCUUGACAGACGAGGGGACAGGCAGAAUCGAGAGUGUCUCCUUCGAUGGAAACGAGAGAAAGCUUUUGCAUCUUCACUUGCCCCAACCCGUCAGCCUGGCUAUUCUCGGUGACGAGGUCUUCUGGACCCUCAAGAACACGACAACUGUAUUCUGGUCAAACAAGACGAAGAGCUUCACCGGAAGGAAACGAUUCGACCUGCCCAUUCCCAGUGUCGACGUCAUGCAUCUGAUCACGACGAGCUCAAAAAACUAUUCAAUAGAUAAUGUCCAUCAGUGUCAGAUCAACAAUGGGGGAUGCUCUCACGUGUGUCUGGUGGAGAGUCUCACCUCUCGUGCCUGCAGAUGCCCACCAGCUAUGAUUCUUGAUGCAGACCAUGAGACAUGUCUGCUUGACUCAGCCUGUCCGAAGGAGGAAUUCGAGUGCUCUUACGAUCAUUCCUGCAUCAGUCUAAGCCUCCGGUGCGAUGGAGUCGACGACUGCUUCAAUGGUGCGGACGAGGUGAAUUGCACAAGCUGCGGUGAUGGUGAAUUCAGUUGUGACAAUUUUAACUGCAUAUCCACAGCACUCGUCUGUGAUAACCGAGAUGAUUGCGGUGAUAAUUCGGAUGAGAAGAGCUGUUUGGAUGAGAUUCCAAUGACGAUCAGCAAGUCAAAGCCUGUAGUUGAGAAGACCGGUAACAUCGAUCUGUUGACAGAUGCGAGGGAGGACAUAAGGAGAAUUUGUUCAGAGGCUCAGGGACGUCAGGCAACAAGAUCAGAGGGUGAAGCCUCAGGGUUAACCAACUGGAGUCCAAAACUUCUCAAGAUAAUUCACGAGAUGAAUCUGAAGACCAGGGAAAAGGAGGACAAUGGGAACUCUGGACUGCCGAGGGUUCUCGCUGUUGACUGGAUAACUCACAACGUCUUUUACUUGGAUGGUGAGACACCUGGGGAGGUGAGGUCCUGCAGCUUCAAUGAGACUAAAGCUACUCUAGUUGUUCAAGCCAAGAAUCCUGGAGUGGUCUCGUCUUUUGUGGUAGAACCGAGAGUUGGCUGGUUCUUCUGGGGACAAACGAACUUCUCCGCUCAGAAUCCUACCACCGAGAUCUGGAGGAGUGAUUUGGAUGGUGAAAAUUUGGUGAAUAUCGCUGGGAAUUUGGGAGUCGUAUCGGGAAUCGCCAUUGAUCAUGAACGCUCAAGGCUGUACUGGGUUGACACCUCUCUUCAGGUGAUCGAACGAGCAAAGCUUGAUGGCUCUGCUCGAGAUGUAUUCCUCAGGACAAAGCUACAGUACCCUGUCACCAUUAAUGUUUAUGGAGACUCGCUUUAUUGGCUGAUGGGAACCUCUGGUGUCCUACAGAAAUGCUCGCUCCUUGAAGAUGUAUGUGUACCUGUUACUGUAAGAAAUCAUUAUGGACAGGAACUUCUCGUUGUAUCGCAACCCUCCAGGAAAAUCAUGACUCCUCCAGUUUUCUCGUAUUUCAUCCAGUAUGGACUGGAGAACCUGACAAUUGCUGCAAAGAAUGGAUACAAGACCGGUGGUAAUAGCAUUGGUGAUCAAGUAAUUCCAACCGUAGUACCGCUGAUAUGCGUUUUCACUGAAGCACAGUCUGAAAAAUUGGGGGGCAUCGAUGAAGGCAAUCACUCGACGGAUAUCCAACAUCCAGUGAUUCAAGAAGAAGUAUCUUUUCUAGUCCUUGAGAGCCCUUCGUUUUUGCCGUUAUCGGCGAUGGCAAGGAUCCACUUAUUAUUUACUUCUGUACUUCUGUGUUUACAUUAUCAAGCGAUAUCCUCGGAUACGUGCGAGUCUCCCGAUUGGUUCAGAUGUAACAACGGCAGAUGUCUAGCGUCAUUUUUCCGCUGCGACGGUGACAACGACUGCGGAGACUUCUCCGACGAGCGUUCCUGUCCCGAAACCCCAAAUUCACCAUCAACCCCUCAGCCAAACCGCUGCACCCCCCAGGAGUUCACCUGCACAAACGGCAACUGCAUCCCCUUAUCGAAAUUCUGCAACAACGAGAACAACUGCUACGACGGGAGCGAUGAGUACGCAGGCUGUGUCCUGAACAAAACCUGCAAUGCUAGAGAAUUUGGUUGUGCCGAUGGUUACUGCAUCCAGGAGAAGUGGAGGUGCGAUGGCCAGGCAGAUUGUCCAGAUCAUUCGGAUGAGUUCAAUUGUCCAGUCCAUCCCCCGGAGAACUGCACCGUUGAUAACGGUUUCUUCCUCUGCGACAACAAUCACUGCAUUCCCCUCAACCUGACGUGCAGCAGCUUCAAUGAUUGUGGUGACAAUUCGGAUGAGCACAGCGCCAUCUGCACCGCAGCUGAACAGAAGUGCAAAACGAUGAACUGCAGUCACAGCUGCCAGCCAACCCCCAAAGGCCCAAGCUGCACGUGUUCUCCAGGAUAUCGUAUGGUGAAUGACAGCUGUCAAGAUAUUGAUGAGUGCAUGGAGUCACCGGAGCUCUGUGAUCACCACUGCAUCAACGAGCCUGGCACCUACUCCUGCCUCUGUGACAUGUCAUACGAUCUCCAGGAGGACCGACACACCUGCAAGGUCUCGAAAGACCGGGGGGAUGCUAUCCUCAUUUUCUCGUCGAGGACGGAAAUCCGAGGUUUUUAUCUUUCCACCCACGAGGUAUAUUUUCCAAUCGCCAAGAAUUUACAGCACGUGAUAGGUGUCGCCCUGGACUCCAUGUACAUCUACUGGUCUGACAUACACAUGGGAGAUGAAGCGAUUUUUCGAGCUUUAGAGGAUGGAAUAAAACCUGAAGUGAUCGUCACAGCGGGUCUGGGAAUCCCCGAGGAGAUCUCAGUCGAUUGGGUUACUGGGAAUAUCUACUUUACCGACAGUCUUUACCGGAGAAUUGGUGUCUGCACGAAUUCAGGGUCUCAUUGUGCUGUUAUUAUUACGGAGGACAUUGAUAGGCCCCGAGGACUUGUACUCCAUCCGGCCACUGGAGAGAUGUACUGGAGCGACUGGGGAGAGAGACCCCACAUCUCCAGGGCGGAGAUGAAUGGACACUCUAGAGCUCCUAUCGUUACUGAGGGCCUCGGCUGGCCCAACGGCCUCACCAUCGACUAUCCUAACUCCAGGCUCUACUGGGUGGAUGCCAAAGUCGAUAUUAUCGAAUCAAUCCAUCUAGACGGCACUGGUCGCAGAACAGUUCUCCGCACCAUCGCCACGCACCCGUUCUCCAUCGCAGUUUUCGAGGACAGGCUCUUCUGGAGCGACUGGAAAACCAAGAGCAUCCAAUAUUGCAACAAGUUCACGGGGAAGGGUGAGAAGACGCUACUCCAUGAGGUAGACGAGAUCUACGGAAUUCACAUUUACCAUUCGGUUCUCAAACCUGAUCUUCACAAUCCCUGCAACGCCAAUCCCUGUGAAGGGAUAUGUCUUCUGAAUGCUCAGCACAACUACACAUGCACCUGCAGCCCGGACAAGACCCUCGGGGAGGACGGUGAGAGCUGCGAGAGAAUCAAGGAUGCAAAUCAUCUGAUCAUCGCUGCUGGAGGGCUCUUCAUAGAUUACUAUCACCAGAUUCUCGGCAAGCCCGAGAUGGAGGGACACCAGACGCUUCAUCAUUUCGACGCUGCAGCGUACGAUCCCAUCCAGGAGGGAAUCCUUGUCGUCGAUCAAAAGUCCCAAACGAUCAACAGGUUCACACCAUCAUCUGGGGUGUAUGUCAGACUCCUCGGUAUUACCCAGGAAGUGAUUCAGGGCCUGGCGUUUGACUACUUUGGGAAUAAUAUGUACUGGUCUGACGUGGACCAUAAGACCAUCGUCAUUACCAGUCUGUCGACCUGGAACAGAACGCUAUUCCACUUCCUGGAAAAACCUACGUCGAUUCUGCUGAUUCCCGAGCUGGCGACGAUGUACGUCGCCUUUUGCUCAGUCGUGAAAUGCCACAUCGACAGAAUGUCGAUGACAGGCAGUAGACGGAUCCAGAUCAUGGACCAUCUGUUGGGGCCGAGGGUUACACUGGCUUUCGACCAUGAGACGAGAAGAAUCUUCUGGGCGGAUCAGGGAUCAGGAAUAAUUGGCUGUAUGUCCCUGGAUGGCACCAACAAGAAGUUUCUUCACACGAAUCUGGUGGAGCCAGUCAGCGUCGCCAUUCUCGACGACGAGAUCUUCUGGACGCUAAAGAACAACACACGUAUUUUCUGGUCUAGUAGCUCCAAGAUUCUCACCAGGAACAAGGGACUGACCCUCGAAAUCCCCGCGGAUGUGGACAUGAUGCAUCUCGUUACGACGAGUCUUCGAUCCGGACGAAGUGAUCACAUGUGUCGAGAGAACAACGGAGGCUGUUCUCACUUGUGUCUGGUGGAUACUCCAGAGACUGGUAUCUGCAAGUGCCCUCCAGGGAUGAUCCUAGCAAGCAACAAAAAGACCUGCGUUGUCGAAACAACGUGCUCUGAAGUCGAGUUCAAGUGCUCAGACAACUCCUGCAUCGAUAACACAAAACUGUGUAAUGGCAUUGACGAUUGCCACGAUGGAGAAGAUGAAAAGCACUGCAUAUCCUCGAAGGCUUGCACCGUCGACGAAUUCCAGUGCAGGGACUCGUCCAAGUGCAUCCCCUCGUACAAGAUCUGCGACGGAAUAGCCCAGUGUUUCGAUUCUUCCGACGAGGUCAACUGCGCUGCAAGAACCUGUGAUAGCUUUUCAUUCAGAUGUCCUUCCGGUCUCUGUAUCCCAGGAUCGUGGGAGUGUGAUGGUCAAAAGGAUUGCGAUGACGGCGCCGACGAGAGUAGCAAGUGCACAAGGAAAACAUGUCCCAAGGCUAUGUUCACGUGUCAGAAUCAAAAGUGCAUUGAUGCAAAAUUGAUCUGCAAUGCUGUAGACGACUGCGAAGACUCGAGUGACGAGAUGAACUGCCGGAGAGAGUCUUCGGUAGCUCGCAGCUGUGGAACAAAUAAAUAUACGUGUAUAGGUAGUGGUCAGUGCAUUCCCAUGAAUAAAAGGUGCGACGGGGAGAUGGACUGUCCGAAGAACGACGACGAGCACCACUGCAGCCACUGCUCUGGGGAUGAGUUUGCUUGUAGCAAUCUCAAGUGCAUACCAAAGUUCUGGAUGUGCGACGAUCAGGACGACUGUGGGGAUAAUUCGGACGAGAAGGGCUGCGACGUGCACAAGCACUGGGGGUCGAGUGUCCAGAAGGAUGAGACUCCCUGUCCUGAAUUCAAGUGCAACGUCAGUGGCAGGUGCCUCCGGUGGGAGUAUGUCUGCGACGGACUCAACGACUGCUUCGACAGCUCUGAUGAAGGUGAUGGCUGUGCCACCAGCUGUUCCAGCGAGAAUACGUGCGAACACGUCUGUCAAAGAACACCAACUGGACCCCUUUGCUGGUGCAGGGAGGGAUUCACUCUCGACACUGAUGGCAGAAGCUGCCAGGAUGUCGACGAGUGCAAGAACAACGUGUGUUCUCAGGUCUGUCAUAACAUCGUCGGCUCGUACGAGUGCAGCUGCUUCCCUGGAUACGUCCUCAGGUUAGACAGGACCACCUGCAAGGUCGUCAAUAGCUCGAUGGAGCUCAUAACAGCUACUCGGGACGACAUCAGGCGCAUUCCAGUGAAUCUUGAGGUAAUCGAAGUUGUUCACAGGCAACCAGAGAUCCAGAUCACUGGGUUAGAUGUUAAUGUGGGGAAGGAGUCGAUUUACUGGAGUUCGGAGCUACUUGGAAGCAUUCAUGAGUUCAAUUUUCGGAGCACAGAGCACCACAGGAUCGCGAAUAUCGGUAGACCCAGAGCUCUCGCUGUUGACUGGAUGACUGAUAAUGUUUAUUUCUUCGAUACUGAGAAGCCUGAGGCCAUUAAGGCCUGCAAUGUCAAUCAGACAAAGUGCGCUGUCAUUGUGAAGCUUGAAAAUCCUGGAACUGUCCUGUCGCUGGCUGUCGAUCCCAAGAAUGGAUUCGUAUUCUGGGGGCAGACGACUUUCGUUGAUUUGGAUAAACCCACCAGUGAGAUAUGGAGGAGUGAUCUCAAUGGGGAUAAUCCCAGGAAUAUCGUUAGUGAUGAUCUUGGCGUUGUCUCGGGGAUAACUAUUGAUCAUGAGAGGGGAACGAUCUACUGGGUUGAUGCUGCUCUACACGUUGUCGAGAGGGCGAACCUCGAGGGAAAGGAGAGGGAGGUCUUCAUGAGGGAUCAGGUUUAUCAGCCGGUCGGCAUCAAUGUCUUUGAGGAUGCGGUUUUUUGGCUCAUUGGCACAUCCGGAAUCAUGCAGAAGUGUUUACUCAAUGGGGAGAGGAGGUGUCAGCAGGUGCCUGUCAAGAGUAAUAAUGUCGAAGGACUCUUUGUUAUUUCACAUCAGUCGAGACAACCCGUUGGCAUCAACGCCUGCGAGAGUCACAGCUGCGAUUAUAUGUGCAUUCAGAGACAGGGGAUUCCCCGAUGCAUCUGUCACGAUGGCUCGGAACAAGAUCCAGAUAGCGCAUGCCCAUAUUCCGACAUUCCGGACAUCAGGUUUGAUUCGUAUUCUCUCCUCAUGAGGAAAAAUGAAGGAUUGGCGAAAACUGAGAGAGAGGCUGGACCUCUUACGGGAAUCAUCGUCAUGGUUGUUCUAGGGAUUGCCAUGCUUUCUGGUUAUUGGUAUUACCAGAAACAUAAGACUGAGAUUAGUAACAAGUACGAUUUGAGAAUUCGUUUCCAAAAUCCAUCAUUCGGGACUGACCCAGGAAUAACGAGUGAUUACAUCCUGCCGAUAAUUCCUCCAGGCGAGCACGAGUAUGAGAAUCCACUGAGUAUUCAUACAAAGGCUCAUGUCCCAUCAAUACCAAAAACAAACUCCAAACAAUCCCUCGAGCUGAUAAAUUCCGAUCAAUCCGACGUUGAAUUGAUCAACGAUGAUACUGGCUACAAAACGCGUUUGAUCAAGCCGUAGAAUUUACGAUUGAGGCUAUUUUAGAAUUUAAAUUGCACGGGGGCUUUAGUUGUAAACUUGAAAUUGUGAUAAUAGGGGUAUUACACCCGCGUAAUAAUGAAUGAUCAAGUUGUUGGGGGGAUAAUGCGUGUCGUAAUGUGGGAUAAUGUUCAAUUUAUUGGCGCGUGUGGUUAUUGUAAUUUUAUUUAGCUAUUAGCGAGUUUUGUACUGAUUAGUCACGACACGUCGGAAAAUUUUAUGAAAAACCGAGGGUUUUCUCUAAGAAAUCUUAUUCAAUUUCCACUAAAACAUUGGAAUUUGAUUUAACAAUAAGUAAUUGUUGAUAGAAUGCAGUCAGAAUUUUUAUUUUCCAAUAGAAAUAAUUUUUCACGCUUUUUCUAUCCCGUUUUUAUUUUCGGUUUUCUAACAUUUCUCAUAGCUGCAAUAAACAUUCAGUAUUUAAUAAGGAAAAUUCCAUUCAACUUCAUCACAACUUUAUCUCAAAACCGACGAAUUUAAAAAAAAAACCAAGACCUUUUUUGUAGCUGUUAAAAUUUUCCUACAAAAAAUGCCUUCUCAUAUUUUUUCCUUAAAUCAAUGGUUUCCUAGUUGUAUCCGUAUUUAUGACAAACGUAAAAUUAUACUGAUCCCAUUUUACUAUUUCACAACUGAACUGAAUAAAAUUCUUUAAAGAAAACCCAAAGUUUUUCUGUUAAAUUAUAUCUUUCGUAUUAUCUCUACAAUAUCUCAGUAACAAGUGAAUUUUUUUUCUCUAAAGCUACUCCCGAACGAGAUAUUUAAACAAUUGAUAAGAGACUGGCGUAAAAAAUGAAGUAAAAAUUACAAGAUACAGCGAAUGUUAUAUAAUGUGUUCGUCGUAUUUUUAUGUCAUCCACUAGAUGUUUUGUAUAUAUGGAAUUAUUUAUGCGGAGUUAGGUAGAAGUGAAUGUAACUCCAAAUUUUAGGUUCACAGUCCAAAGCGAAUCCUCGCAAUUUUGGCAGAACCGGUUUACAAUUUAUAUUUUUUUUUAUCCGCCAUAGCUCAUGUAUUCGUACAAUGGAUUUCUUUGAUGGGGGAUUUACAGCUCCAAGUUUAUAGCAAUGUCCUUCUACGUUAUUUUGCCGGUACAUAACUGAAAAUUAUCACGUACGCAUGCGAAUUGUGUUUAGGAAAUGAUAUUCUUCUGUAUUGAACCGUCGAAUCGUCCAGAAUAAAAAUUAUUAUUCGAGUCUAUUGAGAGGAGUUGUGGGCUCUUAAUGAAUUCCUGGGGCUCAUUUCCAUUAUUCCGAAGGCAAUUCCUCUCCAAAAUUGUACAAUCACCCGUAGAAUUAAGAAAAUAAACAAUGGAAUUUUCUAUUGAAUGGAAUUUCAUGUUCAAUAGGAAUUUCAAUUUAUUUUAUUAAUAGAUUGUAUUUCAAAAAAUUAUAUUUUUACUCCAGUGGUUUUUUGUAUUGAACUGUUGAAUCUUGGAGAAUAAAAUUUAUUAUUCGAGUCUAUUAAACUGACGGGAGUUCUGAUUUCUUUAUGAAUUCCUCGGGCUCGUCUCCCAUUUUUUGGAAGUCUCGGGGAAUUCGUCGUCCUUGGAGUCCCACGUGUCUCAGAAAAUUAAUCUCCAUUGAUGGAUUAGUUCAAUUUUUUAAUCACAUCCAGUGCAAUAAAACCAAAAUCGUUAUCAUUUUAAUAAUAAUUGUCUACAAUUCUGAUAGAAUAAUUCGUAAAAUUCUGAUGGAAAUGGAAUAGAAUUCCUGGAAGAAAUAUUAUAAAGUAAAUAUAAAGUAAUUAUUAACCAUGGACGAAAAAAAAACAACAGUUCCUGCCAAAUAUUUAUAACAUACUACAUAAAUUAAUGCCAAGAGAAAUAUUGUCUUGUGGUGCUUCUGUGAAAUAUUUAUAGCGAUAAUGGAUUGUAUAAUGGAACCCAAAUGAUAAUAACUGAAAUAAAAUCUGAUGUACUUACUGCCUAAAUGAUUUCACAAGAACUAGGACCACAAAAAAUAAAUUUACCAUCAGAAAGAAUAUUCAUAACUAAAUUGCCAUUCAUAAUAUGUAGAAAACAGCUCCUAAUACAAUUAUCAUAUGCAAUGACCAUCCAUAAAUAACAGGUUUGGACUUAGUAAAAAGUAGGUGUUUAUCCUACUUUUUCUAAAGUCUGACCCUGUCAUUUAUUGAUCGCCAUUGCAUAUGUUAAUUGUAUUAGAAGCUGUUUUCAACCCAUUAUCAAGGGUAAUUUAUUUUCUAAACAUGUUUUCAUUUUUUGGUAAUUU
This is a messenger RNA of Fopius arisanus, 10160 nucleotides long. RefSeq names its product vitellogenin receptor. Gene Ontology annotation, biological process: receptor-mediated endocytosis. The record is from RefSeq and is a predicted model, not a curated record. Gene Ontology annotation, cellular component: signaling receptor complex; plasma membrane; apical plasma membrane. Gene Ontology annotation, molecular function: calcium ion binding; protein binding; hormone binding. Lineage: Eukaryota; Metazoa; Arthropoda; Insecta; Hymenoptera; Braconidae. The coding region runs from base 33 to 7916 and encodes 2627 amino acids. The transcript has 8 exons.